UGCAAAUCAGAAGUUCUUUUUAAAUCACGCGUUAACAAUUAUUCCACAAAAAUAUUAUGUCUUGUACUAGAUCGCAUUACUGAUAAUUUACCAAACAAAUCAUUUACUUUGGGCCAGUACAAAAUCCCAUCAAACAUUAAUUUAGCAGAUCCUAAUUGUAAUAUAACAAGUCCCAUAGAUUUACUACUUGGAGCAAGCAUCUUUUGGCAGCUUUUAUGUGUAGGCCAACAUAAGCUAGGGAAUCAACAACCUAUUUUGCAGAAAACCUUACUCGGUUGGAUCAUAGGCGGAACAUUAAAUAAUCCAACCCAAGAUGGUAUCGUUUGCUUUAAUAAAAGCAUCAAUUGCUUUAGUUCAGUUGAGGACGAUAAACUCCACAAUUCUAUUGAACAAUUUUGGAGUGUUGAAAAUGUUAAUGACAUUUCUUUAAAAAAACAAUUGUCUAAUGACGAAGUAUUUUGUGAAACGCAUUUUACCAAAACAACAUCAAGAGACACUACAGGUCGUUUUAUAGUUAGUCUACCACUUAAGUCGGAUCCAUCAGCUUUAGGCAAUUCAAAACAAUUAGCCCUCAAAAGAUUUUAUGCAUUAGAGCGUCGAUUAGAUCGUGAUUGCGCAUUAAAGGCUGAAUACUCCGAAUUCUUAAGGGAAUAUUUACAGUUAGGUCACAUGUCGUUAAUAGAAGGCGAGGAUAACCAUAGUAGUAUUAAAUACUUCAUACCCCAUCAUGCAGUAAUUAAAAAGGAUAGCUUAACUACGAAGCUUAGAGUAGUUUUCGAUGCGUCUGCUAAAACUACCACCGGGUCAUCUUUAAACGACAUUCAAUAUGUAGGACCGACAAUUCAAAACGAUCUGUGGUCAAUUUUAGUUCGUUUCCGAACCCAUGCAUUUAUAUUAACCGCCGACGUGGCAAAAAUGUAUCGACAGAUCCUAAUAGAAGAAAACCAAAGAAACUUGCAAUUAAUUUUGUGGCGAUCUAAUCGCGAUGAGCCUGUUCAAACGUUUCGCUUGAAUACCAUAACUUACGGAAUGGCAGCUUCUUCUUUUAUUGCAAUUAGAUGUUUACAUCAGUUAGCCGUAGAAUAUCAAGCCAAAUACCCCAAAGCAAGUAAAAUAAUUCAAAAUGAUUUCUAUGUGGAUGAUCUGUUAACUGGAUUUAAUUCAAUAGAGGAAGCCAUUACACUACAACGUCAAAUAGUUGAAAUUUUAAAUUCAGGGCAUUUUGCACUGCGCAAGUGGUUAUCCAAUGACGCUUCUUUGUUAAAUAAAAUUACAACCGACAAUAAUUUAGAAAAAGGUAAACUAGAUUUAUCAAAUAGCUCAAGCACAAAGACUUUAGGUAUAAUUUGGAAUCCACAACAAGAUAGUUUUGGCUAUGCAACAACUAAAUGUAACAUGAAAGGUUCGGUAACGAAACGAACAAUUUUAUCAUCUAUCGCACAGAUUUUUGAUCCUUUAGGAUUGCUAGCGCCCAUUGUAGUUACAGCCAAGAUUAUCAUGCAAAAGCUUUGGCAAUGCAAACUUGCAUGGGACGAGUCGGUACCCAUGGAUUUACAUUCAAAGUGGUUGAAAUAUCGGGAAUCACUUAAUUUGUUAAACGAAAUUAACGUACCUAGGCAUGUUAUUUGUAAGACAUACAAUCAUAUUGAAUUGCACGGGUUCUCAGAUGCCUCAGAACAGGCGUAUGGGGCUUGUAUAUAUCUAAAAAGUAUAAACUCAGCUGGAAAAGCGCAAAUAUCUCUCUUAAGCGCCAAGUCACGAGUUGCACCACUUAAACCUAUUACAAUUCCGCGAUUAGAAUUAUGUGGUGCAGUACUUUUAGCAGAACUGUAUGAAAAGGUAAAACAAACUCUUGACAUUAAUAUCGACAAUUCAUUUCUUUGGUGUGAUUCAACAAUUGUCUUAUGCUGGAUCAACGCAAUCCCCACAAAGUGGACAACUUUUGUUUCAAAUCGCGUUAGCAAAAUACAAACAUUAACACGUAUAGAAAACUGGAAACAUGUACGAACGCAUGAUAAUCCAGCGGAUUUAGUCUCUAGGGGUAUAGACUUAAAAUCUCUAAUUAAUUGCACACUAUGGUGGCAAGGUCCAGAAUGGCUUAAAGGUGAACAGGCUAACUGGCCAAUUUCGCCAAUUCAGUUAGGAACCGUUAACGUAGAGCAACGCAAGGUAGUGGCUGUAAUGACUCAAAACCCAUCACAUUUCGAAUUAUUUUCUCGCUUUUCUUCAUUAAUUAAACUUCAGCGAGUCACAGCAUACUGUUACCGUUUCAUUCAAAAUUGCCGCCAUAGAAAUAAUAAAGUCAUCGGUAAUCUCAAUACUGUUGAAUUGCAAGAUGCCUUACAUUUAUUAGUCAAAAACGUUCAAAAUUUAUUUUAUCAAAAAGAAAUAAACCAGCUCAAGUUAGAUAAAUCACUAGAUUCGAAGAGUAAUUUACUUUCAUUAGCUCCAUUUCUAGAUAGCAAACAAAUUCUACGCGUUGGAGGACGCAUUCAAAAUUCGCAAUACAAUUAUGACAAAAAGCAUCCUAUGAUUCUUCCUCCUUCUCAUUCCUUUACAAAGCUACUUCUCAGACAUGAACACACUCGUCUUAUGCAUUGUGGACCCAACUUACUUUUAUCUUCGAUUAGAGACCGUUUUUGGCCCAUUGCAGGUAAAACCUUAGCAAAAAGAAUCGUUCAUGAUUGUUUACUUUGUGCGCGUUUUAAACCUACGCCCUUUUACCAUAUAAUGGGCAACUUACCAAAGGAUCGUGUUGUACCCACAUUUCCCUUUUACAAUUGCGGAGUCGAUUAUGCAGGUCCUAUUUUAAUAAAAAACAAAAGAGGUAGAGGUUCUAGGUUUGAUAAGGCGUAUAUAUGUGUCAUUGUUUGUUUCGCGACAAAAGCGAUACAUUUAGAACUAGUGAGCAGCCUCAGCACAGAAUCCUUUCUAGCAGCUUUUCGUCGUUUCAUAGCGCGCCGUGGACGACCCUCUAAUAUGUACUCUGACAAUGGCACCACAUUUAAAGGCGCUAAUAACGAAUUACUCGAAUUAGGUCAAUUUCUUAAAGGUAACGACAAUCAAAGGGAAAUUCAAACAUCGCUAUUAAACGAAUCAAUCAAUUGGCAUUUUAUUCCUCCGUCAUCACCUCAUUUUGGAGGCAUUUGGGAGGCGGGCGUAAAAUCCGUAAAAACAUGUCUGAAAAAAGUUGCACAUACUACUAAUUUUGUUUUUGAGGAGUUCACCACGCUAUUGGCUCAAAUUGAAGCCAUACUAAAUUCCCGCCCCUUAUGCCCUUUAUCCGUCGAUCCCAACGAUUUAGAUCCUCUCACCCCUUCGCACUUUUUGAUUGGGCGGAAAUUGACAUCGCUACCCGAAGAAGAGCUACAACAUAUUUCAACAAGCAGGCUCAGCAAAUUCCAGCACCUCCAACAAAUUACACAACAUUUUUGGAAACGUUGGAGUCGCGAUUAUCUCCACCAGUUACAAGUGAGAACCAAAUGGAAGAAACCCACACAGCAGGACAUUCAAGUAGGAGAUCUAGUGGUUAUUCGGGAUAACAACACACCUACCAUGCAAUGGAAGUUAGGUAGGAUUGUCGAACUUCACCCAGGAGCAGAUGACGUCGUCAGAGUGGUUACCAUUAAAACCGCGAGUGGCAUUCGAAAAAGGGCGGCAAGCCAAAUUUGCAAACUACCAGUUCGUGCCUGUGAAUAGUGAAAACAUGUGUUGAAAGGUCUCGUGAAAACCUUUCAAGGCGGCCGGCGAUGUUAA
Molecule: messenger RNA, 3756 nt
Organism: Agrilus planipennis (emerald ash borer)
Lineage: Eukaryota; Metazoa; Arthropoda; Insecta; Coleoptera; Buprestidae
Exons: 1
Coding region: 670-3699 (1009 amino acids)
Biological process (GO): DNA integration
Molecular function (GO): nucleic acid binding
Source: RefSeq, a predicted model, not a curated record